CUCAGCCGCCGGCCGCCGCCUCCCGCGGCGUCCACACUGGCUGUGGGCGCGGAACGAAGCGGCAGGGCUGGACCUUGCUGGCCCGCGGCGCCAUGAGCCGCAGCCUGGACGCGGCGCAGAGCUUCCUGGAGCGUCUGGAAGCGCGCGGCGACCGGGAGGCGGCGGUCCUCGCCGGCGAGUUCAGCGACAUUCAGGCCCGCUCGGCCGCCUGGAAGGCUGACGGCCUGUGCUCCACCGAGGCCGGCAGUCAGCCGGGGAACGUCAGGAAGAACCGCUACAAAGAUGUGCUGCCUUAUGAUCAGACGCGAGUGAUCCUCUCCCUGCUCCAGGAAGAGGGACACAGUGACUACAUUAAUGGCAACUUCAUCAGGGGCGCGGAUGGAAGCCGGGCCUACAUCGCCACACAAGGACCCUUGCCUCACACCCUGCUAGAUUUCUGGCGACUGAUCUGGGAGUUUGGGGUCAAGGUCAUCCUGAUGGCCUGUCGAGAGAUAGAGAACGGUCGGAAAAGGUGUGAGCGGUACUGGGCCCAAGAGCAGGAGCCACUGCAGACUGGGCUUUUCUGCAUCACUCUGCUUAAGGAGAAGCAACUGAAUGAGGACAUCGUGCUCAGGACCCUCAAGGUCACACUCCAGAAGGAGUCCCGCUCCGUGUACCAGCUGCAGUAUAUGUCCUGGCCAGACCGCGGGGUCCCCAGCAGUCCUGACCACAUGCUCGCCAUGGUGGAGGAAGCCCGUCGCCUCCAGGGAUCUGGCUCUGAACCCCUCUGUGUCCACUGCAGCGCGGGCUGCGGGCGAACAGGCGUCCUGUGCACCGUGGAUUAUGUGAGGCAGAUGCUCCUGACCCAGAUGAUCCCACCUGACUUCAGCCUCUUCGACGUGGUCCUUGAGAUUCGGAAGCAGCGGCCUGCAGCCGUGCAGACCGAGGAGCAGUACAGGUUCCUGCACCACACGGUGGCUCAGAUGUUCCGCUCCACACUCCAGAAUGCCAGCCCCCUCUACCAGAACCUCAAAGAGAAUUGUGCCCCAGUGUACGACGAUGCCCUCUUCCUCCGGACGCCCCCAGCGCUUCUCGCCAUACCCCGCCCACCAGGAGGGGUCCUCAGGAGCAUCUCGGUGCCCGGAUCCCCGGGCCACGCCAUGGCUGACACCUACGCGGUGGUGCAGAAGCGCGGGGCUGCAGCGGGGGCCGGGACAGGGCCCGGGCCGCGCAGCGCGGAGGACGCGCCACUCUACAGCCAGGUGACGCCGCGCGCCCAGCGGUCCGGGGCGCACGCGGAGGACGCGCGGGGGACACUGCCUGGCAGCGUUCCUGCAGACCAAGGCCCUGCCGGAUCUGGCGCCUACGAGGACGUGGCUGGUGGAGCUCAGACCGGUGGGCUGGGCUUCAACCUGCGCAUUGGGAAGCCGAAGGGGCCCCGGGACCCGCCUGCUGAGUGGACCCGGGUGUGAGUCUGCGCCAGCUCCUGCCUUUUGCCUCGUGUGAGCUUGGACUACUGAUGCCCCAGCGCUGCCGAGUGCCGUGCGCCGAAUGGAAACAGUGGGCCUGGAUCAAAAUAAAAGUUUCUCAGGGUGGGAAAUGUGGGGGCUUUGCCCCAGUGACUGUAGCAUUCAAGGCUUGAGGCUGGAGAAGGUAGGUAGGUUAUAAUGGCUGGUGAGAGCAGAUUCAAGAAAGAACGUCGGGAAGGGGCAUGGCCCCUGAGUUGUGAGGGGGAGAAUGGACAGAUGGGCUUCCAGAGACUGCUGCCCGCACCACAUGACGCACUAGUCCAUCAUCAGCACCUGAGCCUCCCUCACUUGGACACUCAGGUGACCACACAGAGAAAUGGAUGGACCCCUAGCCAUCCAGGCAUAUCCAAGCCAGGCAUAAGCACAGCCAAGCAGACUAAUCCCAGGCAGACCGAUAAAAAGACCUCCAGAUAGCCGAGUGCCGUGGCUCACGCCUGUAAUCCGAGCACUUUGGGAGGCCGAGGUGGCUGAAUCACCUGAGGUCAGGAGUUCAAGACCAGCCUGGCCAUCAUGGUGAAACACCAUCUUUAAAAAAAAAAAAAUACCUCCAGAUAGGCAGACAGACAGAUGGACCACCAACCUGGACACAUAGCCAAACCUUCAGAGAUACAGUCCACAGGUGGACAGAGGACCCCAGCCAGAGAGACAGACCAGCCAACAGCUUGACAGAAUAGUCCAGCCAGACAGACCACCAAACAGAGCCUCCAAAACACAGACAUCUCUGCCAGCUGGAUGGCCAGGUGGACCCCUAAGUUAGACAGAU
Molecule: messenger RNA, 2271 nt
Organism: Cebus imitator (Panamanian white-faced capuchin)
Lineage: Eukaryota; Metazoa; Chordata; Mammalia; Primates; Cebidae
Gene: PTPN18
Product: protein tyrosine phosphatase non-receptor type 18
Exons: 15
Coding region: 93-1451 (452 amino acids)
Biological process (GO): peptidyl-tyrosine dephosphorylation
Cellular component (GO): nucleus; cytoplasm
Molecular function (GO): non-membrane spanning protein tyrosine phosphatase activity
Source: RefSeq, a predicted model, not a curated record